AACGCUGCUAGUUAUCAGAGCAGAAUGGGCUGUAGUUUAGUGAAAUAGGAAAGCUGCACAACACCGUGGAGUGUUCCCGUGUAAAUAAAAAGGGGGAAAAAGUUUCUCAAGUCGCCGCUGCACGACGUCGGGCCGGCGCCGGGCGGGGGUCUGCGCUCUCCGGGGACGGCCGCGCGCUGGGCUGGACUGUGCCGCAACGAGCCCCGUCCCCAUUGUUUGUGCUUCUUUCAAAAUAUGGCAAAGGUUCAGGUGAACAAUGUAGUGGUGCUGGACAACCCGUCUCCUUUCUACAACCCAUUCCAGUUCGAGAUCACCUUCGAGUGCAUCGAGGACCUGUCUGAAGACCUGGAAUGGAAAAUUAUCUAUGUGGGCUCUGCAGAAAGUGAAGAAUACGACCAAGUUUUAGACUCUGUUUUAGUGGGCCCUGUUCCUGCGGGAAGGCAUAUGUUUGUGUUUCAGGCUGAUGCACCUAAUCCAGGACUCAUUCCAGAUGCAGAUGCCGUAGGUGUGACAGUUGUGCUAAUCACAUGCACCUAUCGAGGUCAAGAAUUUAUUAGAGUUGGCUAUUAUGUAAAUAAUGAAUAUACUGAGACAGAAUUAAGGGAAAAUCCACCAGUAAAACCAGACUUUUCUAAGCUUCAAAGGAACAUUUUGGCAUCUAAUCCCAGAGUCACAAGAUUCCACAUUAACUGGGAAGAUAACACAGAAAAACUGGAAGAUGCAGAGAGCAGUAAUCCAAAUCUACAGUCACUUCUUUCAACAGAUGCAUUACCUUCAGCAUCAAAGGGAUGGUCCACGUCAGAAAACUCACUAAAUGUUAUGUUAGAAUCCCACAUGGACUGCAUGUGACCACCUCCCAUCUCUUUAGUACAAAUUAAGCUAUUAAAACACACAGAACUAUUUCCCUGAAAUUCUGUAAGUCAUACCCACUAAGACACAAUGUGAAGAAUUUGUUUAAAAACCAUCCUGUAGAAAGUUUAUAAGAAAACCAGUAUUUGAGCAAAUUGUGGAAUAUAAAUACAACUAUUUUUAAGUAAUUUUUUCUCUAAUGUGUUAUUUUAUUCUGAAAUUAAUCUGAUUAAAUCAUAUAUAUUAUUUUCUUCUCUAUAUGUAAUUAAAGCACUUAUAAAGAAAUAUGAAUUAUUGGA
Eptesicus fuscus (big brown bat) is the source of this 1148-nucleotide messenger RNA. It is a transcript of the gene ASF1A, whose product is annotated as anti-silencing function 1A histone chaperone. Gene Ontology annotation, molecular function: histone binding. Bases 235 to 849 code for a protein of 204 amino acids. The transcript has 4 exons. The record is from RefSeq and is a predicted model, not a curated record. Gene Ontology annotation, biological process: DNA replication-dependent chromatin assembly. NCBI's taxonomy places the organism in Eukaryota, Metazoa, Chordata, Mammalia, Chiroptera, Vespertilionidae. Gene Ontology annotation, cellular component: nucleus.